Molecule: messenger RNA, 3340 nt
Organism: Apis cerana (Asiatic honeybee)
Lineage: Eukaryota; Metazoa; Arthropoda; Insecta; Hymenoptera; Apidae
Source: RefSeq, a predicted model, not a curated record
UUCCUCGUCCUUACGAUAACAGAUCGUAAAUUAUUAAUUUAUCUUAAUUUCUUAAUCUAAUUAGUUAAUCUAACGAAUAAAAACGCGGUCAUUUAAUAUAUCGAUUAGGGAAGUCGCGUGUGAAUAAGGACAUGCCAAGUUUGUUCUAUUGAUUAUUGCAAGCUUGACCAGUCCAGUCAGUGAUAACAACGAACAGACAAAUGAAUAGCAAAACAGUUGUCUACGAGCUUGUCAUCGCGUUGAAGGGAUUCAACGUUGUUUCGUUUAUACGGAACGGAACGAAAAGUAACAAGUGAAACGUAAGGAAAUCGUACAUCGCGUAUCAAAAGCCGGAUCGUUCGUGACUCGAUGUAGUUUCAUCGAUCCAUGGAACGCAUCCUUGCUAGUCUCGUUGCCCCUUAAUGAAGUCGAAUCAUUUUUAAUCAAUCAGAGACACGAUUUGAAAUGGUUACUCGUCCAUCCAAUAUUCUAUCCAAAGGAGAGAAUCAUGUUUAACUUGUGACAUGGCUCGCUUCUACUACGAAUGUAACACAGAUUUAAAAAAUUAUACGGAGGACAGUGAAACUAUCAAGCCCUACGCUUGUACAUCCGACAAAUAUUGCUUGUAUUGUUGUUGUAAUUCGCAGUGUUGUUUAUUGGUACAAAGACGGCCUCCACGACACUUUUGGGAAGCCUGGUACUUUUGGCUAGGCAUUGCUUUACUCGCUGUUUUUAUCGUAUCUUCGGUGAGCAGUUACAUAGUGAGUAAUUGCAGACAUAAUAUUCAAGGUGUACCACUAAGACAUAGCGCACAUGGGAAUCGACGAAACGAUCGUGGCGGUCAUUCGACAAACAACCAAAAUGAAAUAUCGAUAAGCAUAAUCCCAACCUCGGAAUUUUUCCCGUCGCACAGAAAAAUGUUCGUGAUUACCUCUCAACCAGCCGUGAAUCAUCUGACCCCUGUCGUUGCGUGAAGUCGUUUCAUUUUAACGGAGCGAUUAUGUCGGCGAGAAGGAUCCAGCGCAAAGAGCUGGUACAUCAUCCUGUGGCGCUUUACGCGGUAAUACUUCUUGAAAGACACCGCGCGUUUCAUCGGCGGGUGGUUUGAUCGGCUAGAACAUCAUCAUGGCCAUCCUGGUCGUUACAUCGGGGGAAAUAUUUACGAUAAAUGCAUCUUUUUUACUUAGCCCCAGGAUAUAAUAACUGGUAGCGCGAUUUAAACAGCCCGAUCACGACAGCAACAUUCUUGUCAAAUGAGAAACGAUUAUUUUACCUACGAGAAUAUUACGUGCUUCGUAAUGAUCAAUUUGACAGCGAAGCUAGUUAGAUCGCGAUCCUAUCCCUACUUUCGUUCUUAACUCGCCACACGCGAUGCGAUCCUAUUAUAUCAUGAAAACUUCCGGUCAGCCUGUUACGAUUAAGCGAUUUCCCGAUUCAAGCCCAGAUGGGGGUGAAAAAAGGGAAAGAGUUUGAAAGUAUUGGAAGAAUGAUAGAAUGGGAUAGGAAAUAGGAUACCACGAAUAAAAUUUCUAUGAUCGAUUUAACCAGAAUGCAAAUCAUCGGAUCUGUAUUAGAUUAGAUCCAAUCGCUUCUAUAUCGGAGUAAUUUAGAUUUUUUUUUUUUUAACUGAAAUCCUGAUUCCAUUUGGCUGGGUGGAGCACGAUCGAAACUCGUUCUCGAGAAUGGAAGUAACCACCAUUAACAAUUAAGAAGACGCACUCCAACCCGGCCGACGUAUCUGACUGGGUACCAAGAAAUCGGGGGCUAAUUAAAAAGGACAAUCGAGCGAAUACAACUCAAGGCGACGUGUACUCUUUUAUCUUCUCGCGCAUCUCUCUUACCCUCUCUUGCUUCCUCUUUCCGUACAUCCUUUACAUCUUUCUCUUUAUCCGCUCAAUUCCUCGUCUUCCUUUUCCCUGCGACUCGUUCCUACCGCGCUCUGUUUCGAGAUCGAUCCAGCGAUAGCGGUUAAUCGCGGUAAUCUUCACAGAGGAGAGGAAUCACGAAAAACUUUGCCGCUCGUCCAAUCGUAUCGCGGUGAACGCGGAAACAUGCGCGCAUUUCAAAAUGAUAAAACGAAAAUGAUCUGAAUCUGAAAGUUGUUCGAGCGAUAUAGAUUUCUUAGAAUCGAUGCUCUCGAGAUUAGAUCUUGCGCCACGUGGUUCGAAUCGCCUUCGGAAAAUGAAAGGAUUUGAUGUAAAUUUUCAUUGUCUCUUGUUCCAUUUGCGUAAUGAUUGGCUGUGGACAGUGUCAAUUUGAAACAGCGAUUUUUCGCGAAGCGAGAAUCCGUCUUUUUUUUUUUUUUUUUUUUCUCGAAAUGUUAGUUACAGAAAAUAAUACCUUUAUUUUAAUACGAAAUAAUACGUAGGUUACAAUGUAUAGUAUAUAUAUAUCAAUCACGAUAUCUAUAUCACACGCGAGAAAUUAAUUAAUAUGCAUCGAAAGAUACAGAUACACGUUUGACAUUUUGCACAAGUGUGAUUGUAAUUAGCUGCGUAGGAUGGGAGUGGAAACUACUGUGCAUGAUUACCAUAAAAUUCUAUAAAUACACACGAUUUCCACGUGUUGCGAUUUAUAAUAAUAUUUUCUAACCUUCUUUUUUAAUUUUUCACGAAUCCCACGCUACAAUGCUGUUGCCCAAUGUUGCAACGCAUGCAACACCAUGCAGCUGAAAGAUUUACACUUCUUGAGAAAAUCUAAUUCUCACGAUUGAUUUAAUUGGUGUUAAUUAGACUACUUUUUCGUGGGUGAUAUUUUGAAAUGGAAAUCGGAUUCCUAGAAGAGAAGACUCGGAGAAUUGCGAAUCAGAGAAAUUAUAAACGGGCGAAAGAAUAUAGUUUUCAACUGUAUUUAUCAUGGACAGCGUAUACGAGAGGAAUUUAAAUUGCCUACUCUUCACCUCGUUGAAAUCGGUCUAUUCGAACGAUCCUCGAUGAACGGUUCGCGAUACAUCUCAAUAAAUUAUCCGCGUGAAAGAAAUCCUUGUGCUCCCUGUAAAUCUUUUUACUGCGAACACUUGAUCGUUCGCGCAGUAAGAAGUAGCUGCGGAGCCGACUGCCGGCGACCUCGUUCAACUGUAACGAAGUGUCAUUCCGAUAACCCAAGCCAGCUUUUACUGUCAUUCGACGGAUGACGAUAAAGAAAUGUGCAACCAGCGGGGGCUCUGCUUAACGUUGCAUGGACAGGAAACCAAGCGGGGAAUUAAACUCUCGUCUCCAAUAACUUCGAUUAAGAUGUUCGAACACGACCCUAAAUUCUGAAUCGUUCGCGGGCACGAAACAAUUUUUAUCCCAUUUAUCUCCACCUGGCUUAUUUCGAUCGUUGUAUCUUGAAGGGAAUAAAGAUGAACGAAUUGAAUUAA